Messenger RNA from Thermothielavioides terrestris NRRL 8126, 1531 nucleotides. RefSeq lists its product as uncharacterized. The transcript is spliced from 5 exons. The record is from RefSeq and is a predicted model, not a curated record. Gene Ontology annotation, cellular component: nucleus. Gene Ontology annotation, biological process: regulation of mRNA 3'-end processing; transcription elongation by RNA polymerase I; transcription antitermination. Lineage: Eukaryota; Fungi; Ascomycota; Sordariomycetes; Sordariales; Chaetomiaceae. Gene Ontology annotation, molecular function: zinc ion binding; RNA polymerase II transcription regulatory region sequence-specific DNA binding. The coding region runs from base 299 to 1180 and encodes 293 amino acids.
UCCGCCUGGCCAUUCUGCGAGCGCGGUGCCAAAGCGAUUCCUUGAGCCUUUCUGCGUGCGCACCCGUUGCGCUCUGCUGAUAGUGUUACUUGCGCGCCGGCACAACACUAUUUCAAGGAUCUGAUCCCGCGCAUCGCGGUCCUAACUUGCGCCAUUUGCCGCGAGUUAACCUGCGGCGUGCGCUCUGUUCUGCUCGACGACCGACCUACCCAGCGGCCAAUCAACCGAUCAACCUAACCGUCACUGGGCCAUUCACCUCCCUAAGGUCGCCGAAUACAUUCCGCAUGAUCAGUACACCAUGGACGACCAAACACUGAGCAAGCGCAUCCGGGAACUGGCCAAGGCCGUGACGUCGGAGCCGCCGUCGGUUGCCGUUCGGUUGCUCGAGCAGCUGAAGGAGGAGAAAGCGCCCACCGAGGAACAGCUUCGUUCCACCAAGGCCGGCGUCGCCAUCGGCAAGCUGCGCCAGAACCAGAACAAGGACAUCGCCCGACUGGCGAGCGAGAUCGUCUCCAAAUGGCGCAAGAACGUGGACGCUGCCAAGGACGCAAAGAAGCGUAAGCUCGAGCAAAGCAAAUCGCCCACCCCGAAGGACUCUCCCGCACCCCCGCCCUCCUCCUACAGCACGCCAUACCAAGGCGACCCCGAGAAGCGGCACUUCAAGGUCGACAACGUCGACAUCGCACGGACAGGCAACAAGGCGCGCGACGGUAGCAUCGGAGUGCUGUACAACGGCCUGGCGUACCGUGCGACCGAGUCGAUCGAGGAGGUGCUGCAGCGCGCCAUGGAGGUCGAGGCGGCCGCCUUCGCCGUGUACAAGGACACGCCCGAGUACCGCAGCAAGAUCCGCGGCCUCAUGACGAGCCUCAAGCGCAAGGACAACCCGGAGCUCGGCCGCCGCGUGCUCGGCGGAGAGAUCACGCCCGAGAAGUUCGUCGUCAUGACCGACGACGAGCUGGCCUCCGAGGCCCAGCGCGCCCGCGACCGCGAGCUGGAGCGCGAGAACAUGCUCAAGGCCCAGGUGCCCAUGGCCCAGAAGUCCAUCAGCGACUCCCUGCAGUGCAACAAGUGCAAGCAGAAGAAGGUCUCGUACAGCCAGGCCCAGACCCGCUCGGCCGAUGAACCCAUGACGACCUUCUGCGAGUGCACCGUCUGCGGGCACCGGUGGAAGUUCUCGUAGUAGGGCCUUCUCGUGCCUUGACUUCUUUUUUUUCCUCUUCUCGCUUUCCGUUUUUUUCGUAACUUUUCUGGUCUGAAGCACCAGGCGCGGUCUAUUUUGGGCCAUUUUCAGGUCGAAAAUUCACGGGGGUUUUAGGGAGGUGUUGCAUCAUGAAUGCUGCGCCCGCCUGCUGCUUGUGGUGGGCUCCGCACAGCCUGGCUGGCACCGUAGAGGAGGCUUGGAUCCCCUAACUGUGGCGGCAUGCAUUUACGGAGGCCAGGGGGCUUCCCUAUUCGUUCCUGCCUUGGCCCGGGCUUGAGGGGGCAACGGAGUAUUUGGUUUACGGAGUUUAGAGGCUCUGCUCCUACUAGA